This is a messenger RNA of Nothobranchius furzeri (turquoise killifish), 2217 nucleotides long. It is a transcript of the gene nabp1a, whose product is annotated as nucleic acid binding protein 1a. Gene Ontology annotation, molecular function: DNA binding. The record is from RefSeq and is a predicted model, not a curated record. Gene Ontology annotation, cellular component: SOSS complex. Gene Ontology annotation, biological process: mitotic cell cycle checkpoint signaling; double-strand break repair via homologous recombination; response to ionizing radiation. Lineage: Eukaryota; Metazoa; Chordata; Actinopteri; Cyprinodontiformes; Nothobranchiidae.
CUGCACAUGGUGACGUAGUUGUUGGGGCACUGUGGACGAAGGUUUAGUCGUGUUAUGGGCUUCUGCUUGGGUUUAAAAUUUAGUCAGGACUUUAAUAUAACGUAGGGAAUAUGACGCAGGAUGUUUAAAUGAAGGCUCUUCAACAAUUGCAAUCAUACAGGGAACACAGUUAGCAACUUUGGCACUUAAAGCAUUUGGCCAGACUGCGCGCUAACAAAGCUAACAGUUCCUCAUAGUUUACAAGAGCCACACAAAGGAAAUGCGGUCGAAUAGUUUGAAAGCGUUAGGUGGGGUUAAUGACUGCGAGACCUUGCAAGUUUAAAGUUGCAGGCACAGAAAUCGCAAACCUUAAGUUUUAACAGUUCGCUACAGAUCGCAGUGUUAUAACUACUCCAGAGUGGACUAGCAAUUCCAGGUAGUCAGCCUGCUGGUACAUGUUUAAUCUGAACCCGAUUUCUAGUUAUUUAAUUUAUAACAGGCAUGUUACUUUACCCUGAUAACUAGCCUUAUGUAUGGAGCCAGGCUGUCAGUAUGGUGAGAAUCGGGGAAGCCAAGAUAAACAGAUAAGGAAAUUAAAAGAAGGGUGCUGACUGCGAGCUAACAUUUGGCCAGCGUGACGUGUCCACGGGGUAAGGUGCCGUUAAACCAUCCAACCCCAAAUCAUAAAUGUAAUAACGUGGAUAUAUAUAUACGUACACGUACUUCUGGCCAAUUUAUAAAGCGACAAAAUUGUGUUGCGGAGUGUUUGGUUAGCUUACAACUAGCAGGCUAGUUAGCAGAGCUACGGCUAAAGCUAUCAGUGGCUAAGUGACAGAUGCUAAACAGCUAACUUCUGGUGGAUUAGAAGCGAGCCGAAACAAAUUGACAAUGAUGGCAGCCACCAGUAACGAGGCCGUUUUCUUGAUAAAGGAUGUGAAGCCCGGGUCGAAAAAUUUGAAUAUUGUAUUCAUCGUUUUGGAGAUAGGACGAGUGACUAAAACGAAAGAUGGUCACGAGGUGCGUUCAUGCAAGGUGGCAGACAAGAGUGGGAGCAUAGCGAUCUCAGUCUGGGAUGAACUGGGAAGCCUGAUUCAGCCAGGGGACAUCAUCAAGCUGACCAGAGGCUAUGCAUCUAUAUGGAAAGGCUGUUUGACCCUUUACACUGGCAGAGGUGGAGAUCUUCAGAAGAUUGGAGAGUUUUGCAUGGUGUAUUCAGAAGUGCCCAACUUCAGCGAACCAAACCCAGAGCUGCUAGCCCAACCAAACCAGUUAAACAAGUCCGGGAAGCCUGACCAGAACCAGAGAGGAAACUCUCCGCCAAAUCAGAACUCAGGUACUCCUGCUCCACCAGGUAAUGGUACCAUGCCACCGUUUGCCAACAACCCACCUCCUGGUGCAGCCCGUGACCCAACGUUUGGGAAUGUUGGCCGACCCAAUGGCCGGUCACCUGGCAACGGCGCAGCACCAGUCAAUGCUGCAGGACCCCCAGCAGCCACAAAGUCCUCUGUUACCAUUAGCAACGGCAGGGAUCCACGACGUGCCAAAAGAUGAAACUGGUGUUUUGGGGGUGGGGCAGGGGGAUCUUGUUACACACGCGGUUUUAUUUUUAUGUUGGCUUCUAUUUUCUCCUGCUAAUAUUCAAUCGUCUGGCUUCUUCAUCACUGCCUGGACUCUCCGCAGAAUUUCAUACAGCCUAAAAUAGGUGAAACUGUCUUUUUUAAAAUGGAGUUCUGGUGCCAGUAGCGCUGCCAUCUCCCACAUCUCAGCUCACCGGUUACGAUCAGCCACGUCCACCAUGAGGGCUUGAGCUGCCUCCCCCCCUACCCUCCCACUCUUUUGCAUAUUUCCAGCUGAGUGCCAGUGUUAUCUCCCUCUAGCCCUGAUUCUCUGAUAGUACACAGCCUACUUGAACACUUGAUGCACUUUCCUUUAAUUUAAGUUGAGGCUUGGAUAUUAGCUAAAUCAGAAAAUUGGUUUCCACCUUUUUGCCUAAAUAGCUGAAAUGCAUUCUGGGACUGAAACGCCGCCCGUGUGAGUCUUCAAAGGGCCCAUCUGGUGACGUGGAGAAGAAACGGAUGUCCAUUUUUCUUUUCCAUGAGACGAUUUGUAUUCCAUCAGCUGUACUUUUUAUAAACAUGGGACCACUUGGUUCACCGAAUAUAUUUUACCAUCAUGCUGUUGCCAUAUUUGGGUUCUGUACUUAUCUGAUUCCACAAUUGAUUAAACUCAGUAAACUGA